This is a messenger RNA of Coniosporium apollinis CBS 100218, 762 nucleotides long. RefSeq lists its product as uncharacterized. The record is from RefSeq and is a predicted model, not a curated record. Gene Ontology annotation, biological process: DNA-templated transcription initiation; RNA polymerase II preinitiation complex assembly. Lineage: Eukaryota; Fungi; Ascomycota; Dothideomycetes. The transcript has a single exon. Gene Ontology annotation, molecular function: protein heterodimerization activity; RNA polymerase II general transcription initiation factor activity; transcription coactivator activity. Gene Ontology annotation, cellular component: SAGA complex; transcription factor TFIID complex. The coding region runs from base 1 to 762 and encodes 253 amino acids.
AUGGUCUCCCCAUCCCCCAUCAACCGCACCAUAAACGGUACCUCCACCCCCCCCGCCAACACAACCUCAAGUCCCCAAGCCAGCAACCCGACCCCCGCAACCCUCACCGCCGACGCUACCACCUCCCAAACUGCGCCCCAACCCAACAUUCCCGCACCCCCCACCUCAACCACCGACACCGGCCUCUCCAAACGCCCCCGCGACGCCCGCCUCAUCCACCUCGUCCUCGCCGCGCAGGGCGUAACCGCAUACCAAGAGCGUGUGCCCCUCCAACUCCUCGACUUCGCAUACCGCUACACGUCGGGCGUGCUAUCCGAUGCGCUGGCCGUGUCAGCUGAGGCGGCGCCGACGACGCGCGGCGGGAACACGCAUGGGGUGGGUGUUGCGCAGGAGGGGAGCGUGACGCUUGCAGCGUUGAGACUCGCAAUUGCGUCAAGGUUGAAUGCGCAGUUUGGGGGGCAGCUACCCAGGGAGUUUGUGAACGAGAUCGCGGCUGAGAGGAAUCGGAUUGCGCUGCCGAGGGUGGAGAGGGAGUUUGGGUUGAGGUUGCCGGAGGAGAAGUACUGUUUUACGGGGGUCGGGUGGGGGCUUAAGGAGGAGUGGGAUAGCGAGGUUGAGGAGGAAGAGGGGGAUGUGGGGGGCGCGGGAUUGGAUACUAUCAUGAGAGAUGAUGCGGGAGAGGGAGGAGGAGGUGAAGAUGAUGAGUUUGAGGAUGUUAUGGGGGUAGAAGACGGAGUGGAUAGGGAAAUGGCUGAUGCAUAA